AUGAGGGCUCAGAUCCAAAAAGUGCCGCAGAUCGUGGAGCUGCUGAGGAAGAAGACGGUGGGGCUGCAGCACUUCAAGCCCACAUCAUCGGUGUGCGUCCUGGAGGACAAAGAUGCUGUGGAGGCUGCGCGGUGCCCGCACGCCUCUGCCUCCUUUCCCCGCUCGGGGGCGCACAGCCUGGAGGCCAUUCCUGGACCCACUAACUGGCCUCUGGUGGGCAGUUUGGUGGAGCUCCUGCGCAAAGGAGGGCUCACUAGACAGCACGAAGCGCUGGUGGAUUACCACAAAAGAUUCGGGAAGAUCUUCCGAAUGAAGCUGGGCUCCUUCGAGUCGGUGCACAUCGGCGCGCCUUGCCUCCUGGAGGCGCUCUACCGUAAGGAGGGGGCGCACCCGCAGAGGCUGGAGAUCAAACCCUGGAAAGCCUACAGGGAUAUGAGGGAUGAGGCGUACGGGCUUCUCCUACUGGAGGGCAAGGACUGGCAGAGGGUGAGAAGCACCUUCCAGCAUAAGCUAAUGAAGCCAACAGAGGUGAUGAAGUUGGAUGGUAAAAUCAAUGAGGUGAUGGCAGAAUUUGUGGGCAGAAUUGGACAAAUCAAUGUGGAUGGCAAGAUUGAAGACUUGUACUUCGAACUCAAUAAAUGGUCUUUUGAGACCAUUUGUUUGGUGCUGUAUGACAAGCGCUUUGGUCUCCUGCAAGAGAAAGUCAACGAGGAGGCCAUGAACUUCAUCACUGCUGUCAGAACGAUGAUGAGCACCUUCGGCAAGAUGAUGGUCACUCCCGUGGAGCUCCACAAGAGCCUUAACACAAAAACAUGGCAAGAUCACACCAACGCUUGGGACAACAUUUUCAAAACAGCCAAAGUGUGCAUCGACAAGCGGUUGAAGCGUAACGCUACCAGAGCGCCAGACGACUUAAUUGGGGACAUCUUGCACCAUAGCAACCUCUCCAAGAAGGAAUUGUACGCUGCCCUCGCCGAGAUGCAGAUUGGUGGUGUGGAAACGACUGCCAACAGCAUGCUGUGGGCUAUUUUCAACCUGUCGCGUAACCCCGGCGCCCAGAGGAAGCUGCUGAGUGAGAUCACAAGAGUGGUGCCCCCCGAGCAGCAGCCGUGUGGAGAACACCUCAAGAGCAUGCCCUACCUCAAAUCCUGCCUCAAAGAGUCCAUGAGGUUAUCGCCAUCCGUUCCGUUCACCAGCAGGACCCUGGACAAAGACACUGUGUUGGGAGAUUAUGCCAUUCCCAAAGGAACAGUCCUGAUGAUCAAUAGCCACGCCAUCAGUGCCAACGAGGAGUACUUCACCGAUGGCCAACACUUCAAACCCGAACGAUGGCUGCGUGAGAACAGCACCGUCAAUCCUUUCACCCACGUCCCCUUCGGCAUCGGCAAGAGGAUGUGCAUUGGCCGACGGAUAGCUGAACUGCAGCUUCAGCUGGCGCUGUGCUGGCUGGUCCGAGAUUAUGAGAUUGUAGCGACGGAUCAAAAGCCACUUGAUGUGAUCCACUCGGGAUUGUUGAUUCCUAACAGAGAACUACCAGUGGCCUUCAUCAGGAGAUGA
Nerophis lumbriciformis (worm pipefish) is the source of this 1557-nucleotide messenger RNA. Lineage: Eukaryota; Metazoa; Chordata; Actinopteri; Syngnathiformes; Syngnathidae. The record is from RefSeq and is a predicted model, not a curated record.